Molecule: messenger RNA, 1228 nt
Organism: Frieseomelitta varia
Lineage: Eukaryota; Metazoa; Arthropoda; Insecta; Hymenoptera; Apidae
Product: probable ribosome production factor 1
Exons: 3
Coding region: 148-1161 (337 amino acids)
Biological process (GO): maturation of 5.8S rRNA; maturation of LSU-rRNA
Cellular component (GO): preribosome, large subunit precursor; nucleolus
Molecular function (GO): rRNA primary transcript binding
Source: RefSeq, a predicted model, not a curated record
UGAAAGUUGGCGGCAAUGGACUACACUAGACUAACCUAUUAUAACCUGACUAUCGAGAAUUCACGUGUAUAAUACUUGGUUACACAUGGUUACACAUGGUUCAGAAUAUUAAUUUUCUAUAUUAAUUAUACUAAACAAUUCGUCGAAAUGAAGCACAAAAAUUUACGAAUAAAUCCUUUAAGUAAAGUUCAAAAAAGGAAAAAUGAAGAAGAACCUAGUACUUCAGAACACAAAACAUCAGAGGUUAUUUUGCCCUCUGACAGCAAUUUUAAUCACAUAAAGUGUAAAGCAGUUCGUUAUCAGAAAUGUCAGAAGUUAAUGAAAGAGAAAGCAAAGGCAAAAAAAGAAGCCAAAAAGAAAAGAAUUCAAGAAGGUGGUCCAAAACAAGUUCCACAUACUAUUGAGAGCUUAAGAGAAAAAGAUGAGACUACUGUCACUGGUGAUCUUGAUGAUGAAGAGAAUGCAGAACUUAAAGUUGAUUUUGAACAUGAUGAAUUUGCUGCUUACUACAAGCAUGCUUAUGAACCCAAAGUUUUGAUUACUUUUAGUGAUAAUCCAACAAGAAAGAAUAGAAUUUUUGGAAGAGAAUUAACAAGAAUAAUACCAAAUUCUGUCUCUUUAUAUAGAAAUCGUUCUGGUGUAAAGAAAAUGGUAAAAAGUGCCGUUGCAAGGAAUUUCACUGACAUUAUAAUUGUUAAUGAAGAUCAAUGCAAACCAAAUGGUAUGUUAAUUAUUCAUUUACCUGAUGGACCAACAGCACACUUUAAACUUAGUAAUGUUAAAUUAACAACAGAUUUAAAACGUAAUCAUAAAGAAAUUUCUGAACAUAGACCAGAAGUUAUUUUAAACAAUUUCACUACCCGUUUGGGUUGUACAAUUGGUAGAAUGUUAGGAGCACUAUUUCAUUAUGAACCAGAAUUUAAAGGCAAGAGGGUAGUAACAUUCCAUAAUCAAAGAGAUUAUAUAUUCUUCAGACAUCAUAGGUAUCAGUUUGACAUGGAAAGAGGUAAACCCAGGUUAAGAGAGUUAGGACCAAGAUUUACCUUAAAAUUAAAAUCAUUACAACAUGGAACAUUUGACAGUAAAUAUGGAGAAUAUGAGUGGCUCAUACAAGGAAAAAGGCAUGAUAUGGAAACUAGUAGAAGAAAGUUCUUCUUAUAAAAUUUAUUUAAUACAAAGGUGUUUUAUUACUUCAAAUAAAUAAUAAAAAGCUUUUUUAUAAGAAAUA